AUUGUAAAAUAUCAUAGAUACAGGAGGUGUCUAUGCAAAAUACAUAUUUUUAUCGAAUUUCGAAGCAUUGAGUUAUCCUACAGUCAUAUUUUAACUACUUUUAAAAUAUUUUUACAGAUUCAGUUAAAAAGGAGCAAAGAUGUUCUUAAGUUCUUAAUGCCUUGAGGAAGUUAAAACCAGAAUUUUCCAUGAGAAAUCACUUGAUUCAUAAUAAUGAUAAAAAUUGUAUGUAAUUUUACAUUACUUGAUUCUUUUUAAUUACAUAGAUCAGCUACAAUUUAUAAUCAGCUGACCAAACUUUUUGCAUGCUGAGAAGUUCUUGCUUAUGCACUAAACUGUUGGCAUUUUGUCGCCAUAAACGCAAAUAUACAAAUAGAACUUCUCCAUAUCAUAUCAUAUGAUAUAUGGUGCAAAAAGAGUUCGGUUUGCAUAUUCUGUAUUCAUAUUGGUCAUUGAAAGCAAUAUUGAUAGUGAGGUUGAUUAUUGGGGUCCCACCUGAAUCAAUAUGUGCAGAAAUCAGGUAUUUCAACACUAGCUGAAACAAGUUUAGCCUCACCAGCACAAGCAAGCUAGGAGGUCUGACAGGAUUGGUUUUCCUGAACUACAGGAUCAGAUCAGGUGUGUGCCGGUGGACGGAGUGUCUGUGAACCGUCCCUGAGGACAUACAUCUGAACCCGACCUGUGGAGUGAACAAGGCACGGAAGUAGGAACUCCACCGUGACCUGCGGCUGUUCAAACUUCAACUCAGAGCUGGCCGCGAUCUGUGCGCCGCCCUGAACUGCCACUGUCUCGACGGUGACCCGUGCGCGUCCGGCGGUGACCUGGCGGGUCAAGGUCAGCAGGGGCGGCCGUGACCGCGGUCCGGCCGCGGCCGCCACCGCCGCCGCCUCUGACCCUAUCGACCGAGCGACCGACCGACGGCCGUCGUCGCGCCGCCGUCGGCAGCAGUCGCCGCACCGUCGCCGACGACGAAGGAGGGUGUUCCGGGUCGACGCCGACGCGCCGAGCGGCCCGCUCCGUCGGGAAACGCCCAGAGACCGUCGCAGCCGACGUGAGGAGGAGCCGAGGAGCCGCAGCUAUUUCGAUGACCAUGCGGGUGGAGAGCGGCGCAGCGACCACCACUGGCUGACUGGUCAGUCUGCCACCCGAGGGCCACCUCAGCGGCGCCGCCGGCCUGACCUUUCGACUCAGUGACCUCGCCGCCGCCACCAUGGGCAAGCAGAACAGCAAGCUGAAGCCGGAGAUGCUGGACGACCUGCGGGCCAACACAGAGUUCACAGAUGCUGAAAUCCAGGAAUGGUACAAGGGAUUCUUGAAAGACUGUCCAAGUGGAAACCUCAGCGUAGAAGAAUUUAAGAAAAUAUAUGGGAAUUUCUUCCCAUAUGGAGACGCGUCAAAGUUUGCCGAGCACGUGUUCCGGACGUUUGACGCCAACGGCGACGGGACGAUCGACUUUCGGGAGUUUCUGUGCGCGCUCUCGGUCACUUCGAGAGGUCGACUCGAGCAGAAACUCAAGUGGGCCUUCUCCAUGUACGAUCUGGACGGCAACGGCUACAUCAGCCGGCCAGAGAUGCUGGAGAUCGUCACGGCAAUCUACAAGAUGGUCGGCUCCGUCAUGAAGAUGCCCGAGGACGAGUCCACGCCAGAGAAGCGCACCGACAAAAUCUUCCGGCAGAUGGAUAAAAACCACGACGGCCGGCUCAGCUUAGACGAGUUUAUCGAGGGCGCCAAGAGCGACCCGUCCAUCGUGCGACUACUGCAGUGCGAUCCCCAAUCUCAGUAGUGUAUACGGACUGGAGGACUGGAUCUGGGUGUGGCCGAGCCCCUGUCGCUGCCAAAGAGCCGAACUCAGCACCUCUGGAUGGUGGUGGCCGGGUUUGGGUGACUGCUGGACGCUGGGCCUGAGGGCGAUCUGGGACUAUAUGCGGUCUGAGGGUGCCCCAGAAGACUGCCAGAAGGGCCAUGGCGCGCGCCGCUGGUGCCGCAGCCUUGGUGAUGUGGUGCUGGUGACGUGGGGACUGCUGGUGCCCUCUGCGGCCCAGCACAGUGCCAAGUUCUCGCAGUCGUGUCCCGGUCGGGUCCAGUGAUCGAGGCAGCUUGCGUGGUGACGCAGCGUGUGACUGGUGGCGUCCUCUAUCUCAGUCGGGUGUGUCGUGUGGCGCUACCUGUUGUGGUGAUGCGUAUCGUGGCGUCCUCUAUCUCAGUCGGUUUCACGCUGCUGCGCCAUCUAUCAGAGCGGUGGGCCGGCCGUCGGGCGUGCGGGCGGGACGUGUGCCUUAUUUAGUUGGGCGUUUGGAGGGGGUCGUGGGCCGAACGGGUUCAUCUCAGCGGGGUGGGAGCGUCGACAGUGACCGAGUCAGAUCUGGUGACGCGCGGUGCCCUGCGUCCGCCGGACAGCGUGGGCGACAGCGUCUAAACGACUUGAGAAAACGUUACCUUGUGUUCCGCUGGGCGUCCAACGCACAGAGCGUGUUUAUUGUUCAAUUAUAUUUUUGUUGAUAUUAUUCAGUAGCUUUAGUUUAUUUAAAACACCUCGAGAGCGGACAUACAUGAAUCAGUCACAAAUGUGGGCCGUCACUAUGGGAGGGCGUCCAGGCUCGGGUCUGCCGUCGUUUUUCACGUGUUUUGGCGACUUUGUACGCCCCUCUCGGGGCAGCGGUCGGCUCCGGGCGGCCCUCAGUCCGCGGCGUGGGACCGUCCUGGCGACACCGGCCGGGCAGAGCGCGCCGCAGCCUCUACUCCGUAGCUAGCGGCCCCAUUGCCGUGUUGUGUCUGCCCCUGUGCUCGUGACGUGCAGUCUUGUUCCGCCGGCCAGCCCUGUUGAAUGGGCGAUCACACUGCUGGGAGCGCCAUUGUCCUAUUUAUGCAGCGCGCCGGCCCGGCGGACGGCCGGCGGGGCCCUGCGGUACUGUCCAGGGGCGGUACUGAGGUGGUCCUGGCGUCCCUGUAACCCUCGCCGCCCGCGACUACCGCCGCGGUGCGCCCGCCCGGCCGCCUGCCGGGCCGGCCGCUGCCCGCUGCCGCCUACUCUCACAGUUCACUGGUUCGCACCGUCUUUCCUUGCCGAAUAAAGGUGAAUUGAAAGUGA
Amphibalanus amphitrite is the source of this 3088-nucleotide messenger RNA. It is a transcript of the gene Nca, whose product is annotated as neurocalcin homolog. NCBI's taxonomy places the organism in Eukaryota, Metazoa, Arthropoda, Thecostraca, Balanomorpha, Balanidae. The coding region runs from base 1211 to 1783 and encodes 190 amino acids. The record is from RefSeq and is a predicted model, not a curated record. The transcript is spliced from 7 exons. Gene Ontology annotation, molecular function: calcium ion binding.